Molecule: messenger RNA, 2139 nt
Organism: Botrytis byssoidea
Lineage: Eukaryota; Fungi; Ascomycota; Leotiomycetes; Helotiales; Sclerotiniaceae
Exons: 1
Coding region: 1-2139 (712 amino acids)
Biological process (GO): rRNA base methylation; maturation of LSU-rRNA
Cellular component (GO): nucleolus
Molecular function (GO): RNA binding; rRNA (cytosine-C5-)-methyltransferase activity
Source: RefSeq, a predicted model, not a curated record
AUGGGUGUCGGAAGACGUAUGAAAAAGCAGGGCAUGCCCGAACCGCUCGAUGAAGCACAUUUUACAAAUUUAAAAAGAAAAGCUGGGAUGUCAGUAGCAGAAUCUAGAGCAGAAUCGAUGCAAUAUGCUCCCGAUCCUAACAAGAAACGUCGAACUUCGGAGAAAAAGUCCAAUGGAGCUGCCAAUGGCAAGAACUCGGCGGCACAAAACGCAACAAAGGGAAAAUUUACAAACUCGUUACCGGUUCAGAAACCUUCUGCGAAAAAGUCGAAGAAGGCUGCACCAUUGCCCAUGUCAGAUGAGGAGAUGGAGGAUGUCGAUUCCGAUGCGGCGGAUCUCAUGAAUGACGAAUUUGACGAAUUGGAUGUUUCAGAUGAUGAUGGUCCUGGUCUUCCAGAUGAUUUCCUGGGGUCAGACAGUGGAAGUGAUGUCUAUGAUUCGGAUGAUGAUCACCCAAAAGCAAUGUUCUCUGAGGAUGAGGACGAGUCUGAUGCCGAGGAAAAACUCACUGCUGCCAAUAUUGCUGGAUUGUCAAGGAAAUUGGAUGAGCAAAAAGCAGAGGAGGCCGCAGAGGCACAAGCUGAAUUGGAGGAAGCUGCUAUGCAAACGAACAUUGCAGGAGACAGACCCCAUAUAUUCGACAGCGACGACGAAGACGGAGAGGCGCCUAAGACUAAUGCUUUAUUGGCACCUGAUCUACAGCUUCUAAGAUCUCGAAUAAACGAUACCAUCCGAGUCUUGGAUGACUUCUCGAAUCUUUCCGAAGAGGGCAGAUCCAGGGCCGAAUACACAGCUCAAUUGAUCAAGGAUAUUUGCGCAUAUUAUGGUUACUCGGAAUUCUUAGCGGAAAAGCUCUUCAACUUAUUCCCACCCAAGGAGGCUUUUGCAUUCUUCGAGGCCAACGAAACCCCAAGGCCUGUCGUCAUCCGAACAAACACCUUGCGAACACAUCGAAGAGACCUUGCACAGGCACUGAUUAACCGUGGAGUAGUCUUAGAGCCAGUGGGAAAAUGGUCCAAAGUUGGUCUGCAAAUUUUCGAGAGUGCUGUACCCUUGGGUGCCACUCCAGAGUACCUUGCCGGACAUUAUAUUCUACAAGCCGCUUCUUCUUUCCUUCCCGUGAUGGCUCUUGCACCACAAGAAAACGAACGUGUCCUCGAUAUGGCCUCUGCUCCUGGUGGAAAAACAACACACAUUGCCGCGUUGAUGAAGAACACAGGUUGUAUCUUCGCCAACGAUAGCAACAAAUCUCGUGCUAAAGGUCUGAUCGGUAACAUCCAUCGUCUAGGAGCCAAAAAUGUGAUCGUAUGCAAUUAUGACGCCAGAGAAUUUCCCAGAGUUAUCGGAGGUUUCGAUCGUGUCUUACUUGAUGCACCAUGUUCCGGUACUGGAGUUAUCGCCAAGGAUGCUAGUGUGAAGACGAACAAAACAGAACGAGAUUUCCUCAUGCUGCCUCAUUUGCAAAAGCAGCUCCUUCUCUCAGCUAUCGACUCGGUUGACCACGCAAGCAAGACCGGAGGUUACAUCGUUUAUUCAACAUGUAGUGUCACAGUUGAAGAGAACGAGCAAGUCGUUCAAUAUGUACUCAACAAGAGACCAAACGUUAAGCUCGUGGAGACUGGCCUAACUUUUGGUAAAGAGGGUUUCACAUCAUAUAUGGGUAAAAACUUCGACAAGAACAUGAAGAUGACAAGAAGAUACUACCCCCAUGCUUAUAACGUUGAUGGCUUCUUCGUCUCUAAAUUCAAAAAGACAGGUCCAUCUCCCAAGGGCAAGCCUGGCGAGAAGGAUGCUGAGAAGGAGUUGGAUGAGUUGGAUAUUGACAAGACACCUAUUAGAGAAACUGAGGAAGAGGAUGCAUUUGGAGGAUGGGAUGAUGGUGAAGAUGAAGAGUAUAUAGUGAAGGCGAGAAAGAACACCUUGAAACGAAAGGGUAUCGAUCCCAAAGCAGACAAGACAAAGGCAGACGCCAAAGUAGAGAAGACCAAGGAGGACGAGACAGUCAAGGCUGAUACGCCCAAGAGGGAAACUAAGGAGAAGGCCAAGAAGGAAGAAGCUAAGAAAGAUGAGACUUUGAAGACAGAUACCACGAAGAAGGAGAGUAAGGAAAAGAAGAAGAGGGGAAGCAAAUCCAAGUAG